AAAACGCGCUUGCGAUUUGACCACCACCAUCGAACAGCAAGGGCCCAAACUCGGCGACAACGUUAUUCCAAAGCAGGUGCUGUCGGCAUAUCGCGCAAGCGCAGCGUGACUAGAUUAUUGAUCGUCGAGCGUUCCGCUGUUUUGGGUCACCUCUCUCAUCACACUCUCUCCCUUCCCUCCUUCUUCUACUCUCUCUCCCCUUCUCUCUGAGCACCUGGAUGAUCCAACAAACUAAUGCUCGUCAGGCUGGAACGAGCCUUCGUGGAGGAGCUGUGGACGGUUCAGAACUUACUUGGGGCUUGUGGUCUGGGAGAAAGUUGUACGCUCUGGAGGUCAUUCAGAACCCGUUAAGAGCUAGGAUGUGUGGAUUUGGGGACAAGGAUCGACGACCGCUAGCACCAGCAGCGGUAGUGAAGAUGGUAGUUAAACGAGAAGAUGACACUGUUGUAGAUGUCGACGAAGUGGAUUGCUCCUUCUUCCUAGUAACAGUCGAUCUGUGGUCUGGGGACGGAAAACAAGAAAUGAACCUAGUCCUACACCCUUCGUCGUCCGAACGAUACGUCCAACAGACCCCAAAGUCAAGUAGCAACACCAGGCGGCGUGCGUCUAAAAGUGGACAACCGCCCAACCCGACUCGAACGCCCACGCCGACACAGACGCCGACAUCCCCCGAGCAGCCGUACCCGCCAUAUCCGCCGCCCACUACUGACCUUGCAUAUCCAGAGACUACGCCGACAUGGGGAUACCCCAGUAAUUCCUUCCCACCCCAGCAACCACCCCAGUCAUUCGGCCGAGAACCAUGGCAAGAGAAACGACCCCCACCUACGCCUUCGAUCCCGCCUCUUCCUCGACACACCUACACGCGCACCCUCGUCGGUCCGCUCUCUGCCAAUGCCACCCGACUCCUAGACGAGCACCGCAAACCAGGGAUUUUCUUCCUCUUCCAGGACCUGUCCGUUCGCACUGAGGGUACAUUCCGCUUGCGUUUGAGGCUGAUGAACGUCGGUGCUCCGCCUGCACCUGAAGCGGGGGCGUCGGGGGUGCAUACGGACGUGUCACCUGUGCUAGCGCAGACGUUCACGGAGCCAUUUACGGUGUUUUCGGCAAAGAGGUUUCCUGGUGUUCCGGGUAUCGGUGGAUGUUCGACCCUGAUUGGAUUAGCCCGGUUUUCUCAGCCUAGUCAAUACAAGGCAAUCAAUGAUUGUCCUCAUGGGAAACAAGAAAUGAACCUGGUCCUACACCCCUCCUUAGCUGAACGAUACGUCCAGCAGCAGCAGCAGACACCAAAGUUAUCUGAAAAGAAACGAUCCUCGCCUACGCCUUUGUUCCCGUCUCUUCCUCGACACACAUAUACACGCACCCUCAUUGGUCCUAUCACUGCCAACGCUACCCGCCUUCUGGACGAGCACCGCAAGCCAGGGAUAUUCUUCCUCUUCCAAGACUUAUCUGUCCGUACUGAGGGUACAUUUCGCUUGCGUCUGAGGCUGGUUAACGUUGGAGCGCCUCCUGCACCUGAAGCGGGGGCGUCGGCAGUGCAUACGGGUAUAUCGCCUGUGCUGGCACAGACGUUCACGGAGCCAUUUACGGUGUUUUCGGCCAAGAGGUUUCCUGGUGUUCCGGAUAUGACAGGCUUGUCUAUUGCGCUUGGAAAUCAGGGACAGAAACUUCCUUUGCGGAGUCGGAAUGGGUCGAAUAAGCGACGGCGGUAUGAUUCUAGUUCGGAGGAUAUGGAUGGUGCGUAGUUGUAGAUCUAUCCGGUUUUUUCGUAUUCGUUACAUGUAUUGCUGUACUUUUUGUAUAACGGAAGAAUAUAUGGUCUUUUUAUAGUCAGACGGCUAGAGUCGUAAUACCGCUCGUGGAUUAACGUCGAUUUAACCUUCCUGGAUACGAGGAUCC
Desarmillaria tabescens is the source of this 1896-nucleotide messenger RNA. RefSeq names its product velvet factor. Bases 219 to 1742 code for a protein of 507 amino acids. The record is from RefSeq and is a predicted model, not a curated record. The transcript has 10 exons. NCBI's taxonomy places the organism in Eukaryota, Fungi, Basidiomycota, Agaricomycetes, Agaricales, Physalacriaceae.